Molecule: messenger RNA, 2193 nt
Organism: Pygocentrus nattereri (red-bellied piranha)
Lineage: Eukaryota; Metazoa; Chordata; Actinopteri; Characiformes; Serrasalmidae
Product: cytochrome P450 2B4-like
Exons: 11
Coding region: 507-2015 (502 amino acids)
Biological process (GO): xenobiotic metabolic process
Cellular component (GO): intracellular membrane-bounded organelle; cytoplasm
Molecular function (GO): heme binding; iron ion binding; oxidoreductase activity, acting on paired donors, with incorporation or reduction of molecular oxygen, reduced flavin or flavoprotein as one donor, and incorporation of one atom of oxygen
Source: RefSeq, a predicted model, not a curated record
GGAAAACUUUUCAAGAUGGGUGUGAACCAUGGAUCCAACUUUAGCGUAGCGUUUGGUGGCAGCUGGCUUGAUUAAGAGACCGUGGUUUUAAGUGAGGUGCCUUGGUUACUGGUGGUGUCGUUGGGAGCCGAGCUGAGCGGAGGUGCGCUGCUGCGGCCGUGGUGGAUGUGUAGCGGGCAGCGAAGAGCGUCGCUGUCCGCGUCGUCCUAAACGUCUCGCCCCCGCUUGACUCUGGUUGCUGUUUUAAGCGCAGCUGUGGACGUUUUGUGUGCCUGAACUUUGUCUGCAGUGCUGUGCUAGACUUGGAGAUCUUUGACCUCUGAACAGGUAGUUUAAAAUGUUUUUUUUUCCUCAUCUGACCAUAUCAAAUGUGAUGCAAUUGUAUGUAAAUGACCAGUUUCAAAACAAAUGGUUCUUCCCCUCCUCAUCUCCCUCCCCGCCUGCUCCUGGUUUUUCUGUAUAUAUAUAAGUUGUGAGUGCCUGUUCUCUCCUGCAUUUCUCUUAGAAUGGAGUCUGUGCUGAGAUAUUUGGACUGGAUGUCAGUAGGCUUGGGCCUGCUGGGUGGUCUGUUCUUUCUGCUUCUGUUGGAGAUUUUUAGGUUGAACUCCAUCAGGAGCCGCAGCCCUCCUGGACCCAGACCACUUCCCUUUGUGGGUAACCUGCCACAGAUAUUGAAGGAUCGAAUGGCCUUCAUCAGAUUGAUGCCAAAAUAUGGUGAGAUCUGCUCUGUAUACCUGGCCAAAAAGCAGAUUAUCUUGCUGAAUAGCAUGCAGAUUUUGAAGGAAGCCUUCGUUCAGAAUGGUGACGUUUUUUCUGGGAGGCCCUCAGUGCCAGUUGUGCAAUGGGUCAACAGACAAGGCUAUGGUAUCGUGAUGGCCAAUUAUGGUCACUCUUGGAGGCAGCAGCGCCGCUUUGCUCUGCACACACUGCGUGACUUUGGUCUGGGGAAGAAAACUGUGGAGGAACGUGUGACUGAGGAGGCGCAAUACCUCACCAAGGAGAUGCUCAAACUAGAAGGAAAGGCUUUCUAUCCCAAACACCUUCUUAUGAAUGCAGUUUCCAACAUCAUCUGCUCAAUCAUCUUUGGAGACCGCUUCGAUUAUGACAACAGGAGCUUUGCUACGCUGCUAGAUAUUCUGAACAGAAACAUUCAGCUCGCUGGGUCAUAUUUGGGUCAGAUUUUCAACUUGGUCCCAUUUAUAAAGCACUUUCCAGGGCCACACCAGGAGAUGUGGAAAAAUGCCAGUGCCUUAAGAAAAUUUAUCCUUGAAAUUGUGGAGGAGCACAAGAAGACUCUGGACCCUGACAAUCCCCGGGACUUCAUUGAUGCGUACCUGAUCGAGAUGACCAAACAAGAGUCGAAGGAAGACUCUACAUUCCAUGUGGAGAACAUGAUGAGGACGACCACUGACCUUUUCUCUGCUGGGACAGACACCACAGCAAAUACUCUCAGAUGGGGCCUCGUUUACAUGAUGAGCCACCCCGACGUGCAAGAGCGCUGUCAUGAGGAGAUCGUUCGGGUGCUGGGUUUUGACCGUUCUCCCUGCAUGGAUGACCGUGCAAGGCUCCCCUACACUUGCGCUACUGUUCAUGAAAUUCAGCGCUAUGGUAACAUCAUUCCUUUUGGCGUGCUGCACCAAACCACAAAAGCAACACAGCUACAAGGAUACCACCUACCUGCGGGAACAAAUGUCUUGCCCAACUUUACGGCCUUCAUGACUGACAAAGAGCACUGGAAGUACCCGGACACGUUCAACCCAGAGAACUUUCUGGAUGAGAAGGGACAGUUUUGCAAAAACGACUACUUUAUGGUCUUUUCUCUGGGCCCAAGAGCAUGUCUGGGUGAGACUCUGGCCAGAACUGAGCUCUUCAUCUUCUUCACCUCUCUGCUCCAGCGGAUAAAGUUCUCAUGGCCUCCUGGGGCUCCACCGUACAACAUGAAAGGCGUAGUGGGUGUGAGCCGCUCUCCAUUGCCCUUCAAUACAAUCUGUCUCAGCAGAGAGACCACCCACUGAAUCACAUCCACAUGGUCCGGCUUUACAUGUGAACAUUCUGUAUUAGAUCUGGAGGACUCCAUUUGCUCAUUAUGAAGCUCUUACUUAUACUAUACCUGGGACUCAUGAUCUUAUACCAAAUUAAUAAGUGCAGUAAUUUGUUUUUAUCCAUUAAACAUAAGCAUUUUAAAGUUCAAAA